This is a messenger RNA of Closterium sp. NIES-65, 1668 nucleotides long. Lineage: Eukaryota; Viridiplantae; Streptophyta; Zygnematophyceae; Desmidiales; Closteriaceae. The record is from the annotation of a GenBank genome assembly.
AUGAUGGCUCCCCUGCCAUGCUGGUUACCACGCCCCCUGCUUCCUGCUUGCGGGGAAGGGGGAGGAAGGGAGAGGAAGGGGGAGGAAAGGAGAGGAAGGAGGUGGAAGGAGGAGGAAGGGGGAAGUAGGGUGAGGAAGUGGGAGGAAGGGGGAGGAAGGGGGAGGAAGGGGGGUGAAGGGGGGGGAAGGGGGAGGAAGCGGGGGGGGAGGGGGGGGAAGCGGGAGGAAGGGGGAGGAAGUGGGAGGAAAGGGGAGCAAGGGAACGGGGAAAUAGAGGCGAGCGGGGGUUAUAAGAUGAGAGAUGGGGGCGUGCAGUGCAGGCAGGGGAGUGAAAGGCUGAGCACUGUUGAAACUGCAUGGGUGACUGGAAGGGGGAUGGUGCAUGAGGGUUACCUGUACAAGGAGGUGCAUGAGGGUUACCUGUACAAGGAGGUGCAUGAGGGUUACCUGUACAAGGAGGUGCAUGUGGGUUACCUGUACAAGGAGGUGCAUGUGGGUUACCUGUACAAGGAGGUGCAUGAGGGUUACCUGUACAAGGAGGUGCAUGUGGGUUACCUGUCCAAGGAGGUGCAUGAGGGUUACCUGUACAAGGAGGUGCAUGAGGGUUACCUGUACAAGGAGGUGCAUGUGGGUUACCUGUACAAGGAGGUGCAUGUGGGUUACCUGUACAAGGAGGUGCAUGAGGGUUACCUGUACAAGGAGGUGCAUGUGGGUUACCUGUACAAGGAGGUGCAUGAGGGUUACCUGUACAAGGAGGUGCAUGUGGGUUACCUGUACAAGGAGGUGCAUGAGGGUUACCUGUACAAGGAGGUGCAUGUGGGUUACCUGUACAAGGAGGUGCAUGAGGGUUACCUGUACAAGGAGGUGCAUGUGGGUUACCUGUACAAGGAGGUGCAUGUGGGUUACCUGUACAAGGAGGUGCAUGUGGGUUACCUGUACAAGGAGGUGCAUGUGUGUUACCUGUACAAGGAGGUGCAUGUGGGUUACCUGUACAAGGAGGUGCAUGUGGGUUACCUGUACAAGGAGGUGCAUGUGGGUUACCUGUACAAGGAGGUGCAUGUGGGUUACCUGUACAAGGAGGUGCAUGUGGGUUACCUGUACAAGGAGGUGCAUGUGGGUUACCUGUACAAGGAGGUGCAUGUGGGUUACCUGUACAAGGAGGUGCAUGUGGGUUACCUGUACAAGGAGGUGCAUGUGGGUUACCUGUACAAGGAGGUGCAUGUGGGUUACCUGUACAAGGAGGUGCAUGUGGGUUACCUGUACAAGGAGGUGCAUGUGGGUUACCUGUACAAGGAGGUGCAUGUGGGUUACCUGUACAAGGAGGUGCAUGUGGGUUACCUGUACAAGGAGGUGCAUGAGGGUUACCUGUACAAGGAGGUGCAUGUGGGUUACCUGUACAAGGAGGUGCAUGUGGGUUACCUGUACAAGGAGGUGCAUGUGGGUUACCUGUACAAGGAGGUGCAUGUGGGUUACCUGUACAAGGAGGUGCAUGAGGGUUACCUGUACAAGGAGGUGCAUGUGGGUUACCUGUACAAGGAGGUGCAUGUGGGUUACCUGUACAAGGAGGUGCAUGUGGGUUACCUGUACAAGGAGGUGCAUGAGGGUUACCUGUACAAGGAGGUGAGCUGCUGCUACAUCCCAUGGCUGGUUGCACAAACACGUGGGUAG